This is a messenger RNA of Nicotiana tabacum (common tobacco), 1176 nucleotides long. RefSeq names its product GDT1-like protein 4. NCBI's taxonomy places the organism in Eukaryota, Viridiplantae, Streptophyta, Magnoliopsida, Solanales, Solanaceae. Gene Ontology annotation, biological process: calcium ion transmembrane transport; manganese ion transmembrane transport; Golgi calcium ion transport. Gene Ontology annotation, cellular component: Golgi apparatus. The record is from RefSeq and is a predicted model, not a curated record. Gene Ontology annotation, molecular function: manganese ion transmembrane transporter activity; calcium ion transmembrane transporter activity.
GCAUUUUUCAACUCACACAGCUUAACAACUCGAUCUCCCCUCUUCACUCUCCUCUCCACCAUAAUAUAUACUCACAACACACACACAGAUUGCUCUCUCAAGCUUUACUUCGAGGAGCAAUUGAGAAGAUGAGUACUCUUUCAGUGGCGCAGGGUUUUACGAAGUCGUUGGCGAUGACGGUGUUGUCUGAGAUCGGAGACAAGACGUUCUUCGCCGCUGCGAUCUUGGCAAUGCGCCACCCAAGGAGACUCGUCUUGUCAGGGUGCCUUGGAGCUUUAAUUGUAAUGACCAUUCUGUCUGCUGUUGUUGGUUGGGCUGCUCCCAAUUUGGUCUCCCGCAAAUGGACCCAUCAUAUUACAACAUUGCUGUUCUUGGGAUUUGGAGUAUGGUCUUUGUGGGAUGCAUUCCAUGAUCGGGAAUCUGAGGAACUGGCUGAAGUUGAAGCAGAGCUGGACGCGGAUAUAACAGCUAAUGGUGGAGCAACCAAGGAGAAGAAUAAGGAUUCUGACGAGUUAAAGAAGCAGAGGCGGCCUCUUCUCACUCAAUUCUUUUCACCCAUCUUUCUGAAGGCAUUUUCAAUUACCUUCUUUGGUGAAUGGGGUGACAAGAGCCAGCUUGCUACCAUUGGUUUGGCUGCGGAUGAGAAUCCACUAGGAGUUGUUCUUGGCGGAAUCUUGGGACAAGCUUUAUGUACUACAGCUGCUGUCUUAGGAGGGAAAGGCCUCGCAACUUCAAUAUCUGAAAGAAUAGUGGCACUUGCGGGUGGAUCACUUUUCAUUGUUUUCGGAAUUCAGUCCUUCCUUUCAACAGUCGAGUAACUACGGCGUUUACCUUAUGGAUAGUCGCCCUGUUCUCUGGAAAUGAAGGAUUAUGCAGCUGCAUAUCUCGUUUGGUCAAGUCCUCAAUAUGAAGGUACAACAAUUAUGUAAAAUCAAACAAGUUGGGGAAUGCUAAUGCGGUUAGAUAUUAAUUUCGUUAAUUUAGAUUAAAGCUCCGGAUCUGGCGCAAUGCAGGCCAACCACUAUUUUUAACCCCCUCUCAACUGAAACCCAAUAUGCCGACAACGUGCAAUUUAUAACGAAAUCUUCAGGCACUUGCUUAUAUAGUACGUGACUUUUGCUCUUUGGAUGGAUAAUGGACAGUAUUGCACCAUCUUUUAUGGCUUUUGUUCUUCAA